AUGCAUUGCCUCACCCACUACUGCUCCACCAUGCGCAACACCCUCUUGGAAGCGACGUACCAGUACGACUUCGAAGAUGGCGACCAGGAGAAGAUCGAGAAGGCUCUCGACGACACCCUCGUCUGGACCAGGUCGGUCAAGGCCCAAACCGAGGGGAAGGAGGAGCUCGAGGGCAAGCAGAAGGAGGUGGAGAGCAUCGUCACCUUUCUCCGGAUGAAGCUUGCACGCAACCUCGUGCGGAAGAUCGUCGGCGGCGGGAUGAGGCUCGGAGGCGCGAAGUUCUUGCUCGCGUGA
Prorocentrum cordatum is the source of this 294-nucleotide messenger RNA. NCBI's taxonomy places the organism in Eukaryota, Dinophyceae, Prorocentrales, Prorocentraceae. The record is from the annotation of a GenBank genome assembly.